UCCAAUCGUGUUGCACCUCAUACGAGCUAAUGUUAGGCUAGUUAGAUGUAGCAAACUAGCUUUAGAUACUUGCUUUCGUACGCAGCUGUAGAAUGAAAAUUGCAAACCCUGUUAUUGAAAUUUUGUUGUAAUAUUUGGUGGCACCACUUUACAGUCACAUCACACUACAAUUGUCGCUUAUGCCUUUGGUUUAGUUGUCUCAGUCAGCAGCAGUCCCGUGUUGGUUAGUUAGCUCUGUUAGCCACCUCAGCUAGCAACAGUAGCGUAUGGGUGUCAGAGUUAGCAGUGACUUCACCGGCUGUCUGAUUUCCUCACCUCUCAUUUUGGACACGUCAAGGUUCCUCAGAUCUGUAUCUUGAUUUUUGGGGGGUGUGAUGUCAGAACAGAAGACCCCCACUCCCACCCCUGCUGGCGACACAUACAAAGGAUGGGUCUUCAAGUGGACAAAUUACAUCAAGGGUUAUCAGCGGAGGUGGUUUGUUCUGAGCAAUGGGCUUUUGUCAUACUACAGGACCCAGGCAGAGAUGGGUCACACUUGCCGGGGCACAAUCAAUUUGGCCACAGCAAACAUCACCGUGGAUGACGCCUGCAACUUUGUCAUCUCCAAUGGCGGGGCUCAAACAUAUCACCUCAAGGCCAGCUGUGAAGUGGAACGUCAGCGAUGGAUCACAGCCCUGGAGUUGGCUAAAGCCAAAGCAGCCCGCAUGCAGGCUGAGUCAGAUGACUCGGGCGAUGACUUCUCCCCAUCAUCCCCACCAGUGGCCCCGGGGCAAGGUGGUGGGUCACAAAAUUCAGAAGUCCAGUCGGCUCUCAGAACGCUGGGAAGCAAAGUGGAGGAUCUCAGCACAUGCAAUGACCUCAUUUCAAAGCAUGGUUCUGCCCUCCAGAGAUCCUUAUCUGAACUGGACAGUUUACGUCUUACUGGAGAAGCUGGAGAUAAGAUUCGUCAGGUGACAGAAAGAGCCACCUUGUUCAGGAUCACCUCUAAUGCCAUGAUUAAUGCUUGCAGAGACUUCCUCAGCCUGGCUCAGGCUCAUAGCAAGCGAUGGCAGAAGGCUUUGCAGGCAGAGCGAGACCAGAGAGUGAGGCUGGAGGAGACUUUAGAGCAACUAGCCAAACAGCACAAUCACCUGGAGCGAGCGUUCAGAGGGGCUGCACAGGCUAAUGCUAGUUCUGACAAUAAAAGUGCAGCUGGACCAGGAAAAGGCGAGGCCAGUGAUGAGGAUGAUGACAAUGAAUUUUUUGAUGCCAUGGAAGAGGCACCUGAGUUUAUUACUGUACCUGCAGACCCACAAUUCCACAAAAGGUCAAGCAGUAAUGUCAGCGGUUUCAACAGUGAAAUGUGCCCAGAUGAUCAAUCACUGAAUGAGGAGCCUCUGGCAAUGAACCAAGAGUCCCCUUCUCAGGAGUUGGUGCCCUUGAAAAAAAGACGAGCACGCAUCCCAGACAAACCCAACUACUCCCUCAACCUUUGGAGCAUCAUGAAGAACUGCAUCGGCAAAGAGCUGUCCAAGAUCCCGAUGCCUGUAAAUUUCAACGAGCCUAUUUCCAUGCUACAGCGGUUGUCAGAGGACCUCGAGUAUCACGAGUUGCUGGAUAAGGCUGCAAAGUGCCACAGCUCUCUGGAGCAGAUGUGUUACGUAGCGGCCUUUUGUGUGUCCGCCUACUCAACGACCGUCUACCGCACAGGAAAGCCCUUCAACCCUCUGCUGGGAGAGACGUAUGAGCUGGACCGCCAAAGGGAGAGUGGCUACCGCUCCCUGUGUGAGCAGGUAAGUCACCAUCCCCCUGCAGCGGCUCAUCAUGUGAUCUCUGAUCGUGGCUGGACUCUGAGACAGGAAAUUACAGUUGCCAGCAAGUUCAGAGGCAAAUACCUCUCCAUCAUGCCUUUAGGCACAAUUCAUGCAAUCUUUGAGAAGAGCAACAAUCACUACACAUGGAAAAAAGUCAACACUACAGUGCACAACAUCAUUGUGGGAAAACUCUGGAUCGAUCAGUCUGGAGAGAUCGAUGUGGUGAACCACACCACUGGAGACCGCUGCCACUUGAAGUUCGCACCUUACAGCUACUUCUCCCGAGAUGUAGCUAGAAAGGUGACAGGCGUGGUGAUGGACAAGGAUGGAAAGGCUCAUUAUGUGCUUUCGGGCACAUGGGAUGAAAAGAUGGAGUUCUCCAGGGUAAUGCAGAGCAGUCGAGGAGGCGAGAACGGCACUGAGGGCAAACAGAAGACGGUCUAUCAAACCCUCAAAGCCAGAGAGGUGUGGAGGAGAAACCCUUUACCUGAGGGAGCAGAAACCAUGUACUACUUCACUGCUUUGGCUCUGACCCUGAACGAGCCUGAGGAGGGUGUGGCGCCCACCGACAGCCGGCGCAGGCCUGACCAGCGUCUGAUGGAGGACGGCCGCUGGGAUGAAGCCAAUGCUGAAAAGCAGCGGCUGGAGGAGAAGCAGCGUAUUGCUCGCCGUGAGAGGGAGCGGGAGGCUGUGAGCCAACGCACCUCCAGCCAAUCAGAAGAAGCCAUCGAUGAGGACUCUCUCACUGAUCCUUCUUUAAAAAGUGCACCUCAUGACAACUAUCAAGCACUUUGGUUUGAGCAGUGUGAGGAUCGAAUCACAGGCGAGCAAGUUCACAUCUAUAAGGGAGGCUACUGGGAAGCUAAGGAUCAGGGCAGCUGGGAAAAUUGCCCCAACAUAUUUUGACCUUGUCAUUAACAACAAAGUGCCCCGAAGAUACUGACCAUCACAGCCGCCUGGUGGAUGGCUUCACAAAGCCCUGCUUGUCCCCCGCUUGGAUGGCCGCCUCCCUCCAGUGACUCUCUGUUCUAGGAGAUCUUCCUGGUCGGGUACUGCUGUCUGAUUCAGAGGGAGAGCAGGAUCUUCCCUCAUGUGUCACAUUUCGGCCUCAGCAUCUAACCCUUUGUUGACGUAACGUAUUUGAGAUGAGUGGAAUCAAAAACUUGACUGUCCUUUUGGCUCUAAAUUAGGUCAGCAUAAGGAGGAGGUAAUUAAAUAAGCAGUGCUUCCAAAUCUGUCGUAGAUGCUUCUUUUUGAGUCUGUCUGCUUAGAUUUGCAGAGAAACUCGCACAUGAGAUCAGGAAAUGUUUUUCGAGCAGAUUGUGGUCAUGUAGUAUUCCUACAGUCAUCCACAGCAUUGUCUGCUUUGAAAAUGAACUCUAAAAAAAAUGGGGAAAGCCUGGUUAAUAUAUAUGUUUAAAUCUAAAUAUGCUUAAUCUUCAUUUAAUUGUCAACUGGUGGCCUUCAAAACAUUAGUAUAUGAAUCUUUUUUUCUGAUUUAGUGUCUUAAUAUAAUGAAGUGAAGGUUCUAGUGUGCUUGUGUGUAUGACUGCUUAUCUGCUCUUCCAUCAUGAAACAACAUGGUCACUGUGCUUCACAGAGUGCUAUAAAAAGACUCGAUUGUCCAAAAUAUGGGUUGACAGUCCAUAUUGUCAUGUUAUUUGGUAAUUAUUUUUCCUUUAUGAAGACUUAAUGGUAUAUAAGAUAGCAAAAGUUGAAGUUUGGCUGUGAAACAUCAACAUGACAUAUCGCCUUAAAACAAAAAAUACUUAGACUUAUAAGUGGUGUUGUGUACAAACGUGUUGAGAAAAUUGUUGGAAAAUUAGUGCAGAACACUUCGCAUAAAUAGUUUUUACUAAAUUAUCAAAUGACCCUUUUUCACAGCUGGAAUGAUAUUUUGCCAAUAAACGAACCAAGUUAGAUUGCAGUAAAAUGUUUUUACCAAGUGAAGAGAAAUGCAGGUGAGCAGAGAAAACAAAAUGUAAAUUCACUCGUGAAAAUGAACAUCACACCCGUGUGUUUGCUGAGGAUUUCAUACAUAUGCAAGUACUUUUUGACACCAAAAACAUUAGAUAUAAUGUGUGUCUGUGUGUGUGAAUUUCAUAAUUUUGUUUGUAAGUGUACUUAAAAAUGAAGAAUAAAGAAGCAAAGAAUUUAAAAUCAGUUCAGAUAACUAUGAUUUUAUAAAUGUAAAGAAAUUCAUAUAGUAUAGAUAACUGUAUUGUCUCUUUUUCUUGUACCUUUUGUUCCUCUUGUAAUAUAGGAAGAGGGCUGUCUUCAUUUUCAGUGGAAAAAGGGAGUUUACAUACUUGACUCAGCAGAGACAUGACAUGUUCAGUAUUUUGUAUUAACAGGAAAAAAAACUAAUAAAUGCUGUGAUGUCAAACAAA
Molecule: messenger RNA, 4183 nt
Organism: Melanotaenia boesemani (Boeseman's rainbowfish)
Lineage: Eukaryota; Metazoa; Chordata; Actinopteri; Atheriniformes; Melanotaeniidae
Product: oxysterol-binding protein 1-like
Exons: 17
Coding region: 375-2699 (774 amino acids)
Cellular component (GO): membrane; intracellular membrane-bounded organelle; cytosol
Molecular function (GO): sterol binding
Source: RefSeq, a predicted model, not a curated record